Molecule: messenger RNA, 1116 nt
Organism: Linum trigynum
Lineage: Eukaryota; Viridiplantae; Streptophyta; Magnoliopsida; Malpighiales; Linaceae
Source: the annotation of a GenBank genome assembly
UCUGAAAUUCCGAAGUUCCCACCCCUACCAACUGUUGCUCGCCGGAAUCGUUCGCGCCGCCAUGGGGAGAAGGCCAGCAAGGUGUUACCGCCAGAUCAAGAACAAGCCAUACCCUAAGUCCCGCUUCUGCCGUGGUGUCCCUGACCCCAAGAUCAGGAUCUACGAUGUGGGGAUGAAGAAGAAGGGAGUCGAUGAGUUCCCCUUCUGCGUCCACUUGGUCUCGUGGGAGAAGGAGAAUGUCUCCAGCGAGGCUCUCGAGGCUGCACGCAUUGCCUGCAACAAGUACAUGACCAAGACGGCUGGCAAGGACGCUUUCCAUUUGAGGGUCCGUGUCCACCCGUUCCAUGUCCUCCGUAUCAACAAGAUGCUUUCGUGUGCUGGAGCCGAUAGGCUCCAGACGGGUAUGAGGGGUGCAUUCGGCAAGCCACAAGGUGUUUGUGCCAGGGUGGCGAUCGGCCAGGUUCUCCUGUCUGUUCGCUGCAAGGACAACAACAGCACUCAUGCUCAGGAGGCUCUUCGUCGAGCCAAGUUCAAGUUCCCUGGUCGUCAAAAGAUCAUUGUCAGCAGGAAAUGGGGGUUUACCAAGUUCAAUCGUGCCGACUAUGUGAGAUUGAAGCAAGAUCAGAGGAUUGUGCCUGAUGGUGUCAAUGCUAAGCUUCUUGGAUGUCAUGGACCAUUGGCAAAACGGGCGCCUGGACAAGCCUUUUUGACGUCUGCAGCUUAGAACUCUGUUCGCCCUUUCCAUAGCAGUAGUUAAUCUUCCUGAUGAGGAACAUCAAAACUCUUUUCGGCAUUUUGUGUUGGGGUAGAUUUGCUUUGCCCUUCGUUAUAUGAGGAUUACGUAAAACGUUGGUUUAUUGUUCUGUGGCUCGUCUGAAGUAUGAUUGAUUCUGUUCUCACAUUCUAUGGAUCAUUUUGUUCAUGUCGUUGCCUUUAAGUUUCACAUUCAUUAUAAGCCACAAAACCAGGAGGUAUAUCCCUGAGGUUUUCUGGCUCUGAAAAUCCAUUUCCUUGUUACGCGGAGCGUGUACUACGAUAUUCAUGUUUGGUGGAGUGAAUUGUUCUAUGUUCAUGUUAGUCUUCUUAAAUGUAUGUUAGUAAACUGAAUCAUUGAUC